CGAAAGUAGAUGUACUGAGUUGCAGUGUUCGGAUAUCAGACAUUUUACGGUCGCUGUUUUACGCUUUCAGAUAAUAUUGCGAGAACAUGAACAUUGAUGAAUAUUCAUCUAACGUAUGGGGAACGGACAUAGGUUCUGCAUGCGACAUACUACUGGCCUCUGAAUGUAGCCUGGCCGGAGGGUUCUUCCAUAUAGCCACCGGAUGCAGGAACCUGUGGGAAGACAUAGAUAGCCACCUAUGGCCUGAAGAAAGGCAACCGGAAGAAGUCGUCUUCAAACAGGUUGUGAAACCAUUUCCAGUGCGCUGCCAGACUCCCAGAGAACAAUCUGUCUCCCGAUAUCUGGCUAUGAUCUUAACAAAGCCGGGAACCACCAGCGUGACGGAGAAGACCUGUCCACCUCAGCGGACACUGGCCGAACAAUCUUCUCCGCAGAAAACACUGAGAGUACCUGAGACGAACCCUGUUAGCAAAGACAUCACACACGAACCUGCAAACGCCCGUAUCCCGUCAGCCAAUAAUAGGUCAAAGACUUCAGGUAACGCCGACCAAGUUAAGAGGCCUAAGUUCUUCCGUCUGGGAGAUUACUCAGGUACUAAACCCUACUGGGGUGCCUCCAGCUCCCAACACCGCCAGAAAGCGCCCAACAUGCCAUAUUUCCAGGAGGUCAUCUUCACACAGGUGUCCAAGGAAGAGCAGUUGAAGAAGGACAUGAGAGAAGACCAGCUGAAGAAGUACAUUCGGGAAGAGAAGUUGAAGCAUGACAUGCGGGAAGUGCUCAUCAAAACGGAGGACAAGGAGACCGCGUUUGGACUAGGUGCAGGAAAAGUGGCAGUGGAACCACCCGCAGUCAAUGUCAAGAAUGCCAAAACACGACGACCAAAACGAAGGAAACUUGGCAAGCCCAAAAUCAUCAAGGUUAUGCCGGUAGAUCACGUAGAUCCACAAAAGAAGACAACCUAUCGUCAUAUGGACAAUGUUGAGAAAAAUGAAAAGAAAGCGAAUGUUUUUCGGCGUGUCGGAGCAUUUGUACGAAGCUUCCGCUGUGUAUUUACAGCGUGUUUCUCUUCUCGUGACACUAAGGAUCUACCAUAA
Liolophura sinensis is the source of this 1094-nucleotide messenger RNA. RefSeq lists its product as uncharacterized. The record is from RefSeq and is a predicted model, not a curated record. NCBI's taxonomy places the organism in Eukaryota, Metazoa, Mollusca, Polyplacophora, Chitonida, Chitonidae. The coding region runs from base 87 to 1094 and encodes 335 amino acids. The transcript is spliced from 3 exons.